This is a messenger RNA of Cucumis sativus (cucumber), 4116 nucleotides long. RefSeq names its product probable inactive receptor kinase At5g10020. Gene Ontology annotation, biological process: protein phosphorylation. Gene Ontology annotation, molecular function: ATP binding; protein kinase activity; protein binding. The record is from RefSeq and is a predicted model, not a curated record. Lineage: Eukaryota; Viridiplantae; Streptophyta; Magnoliopsida; Cucurbitales; Cucurbitaceae. The coding region runs from base 754 to 3807 and encodes 1017 amino acids. The transcript has 3 exons.
CUCAAAUUUUGCUUUUUGCAGAAAAAUAAGGUUGGGAAUGAAGGGAGAAAGGUGAAAGGUGAAAGGUGAAAGGCAUCGCCUUCAACCUUUGUAUUGUGUAUUGCAUUGGGAUCUGAUGGGUUUGUACCAUUGAAGAGAGACCUAACAAAUUUAGAAUAUUAACUCUCAAGUCAAAGUCAAUGACUCAAAACCCUCAUCUCAUUCAUUCCUCUUCUUCAUCAUCAUCAUCAUCAUCAUCACCACCAUCAUCAUCUUUUUCACUACUCACCCACUUCUCUCUCACUUUCUUUCAUUGUUUAUUCUUCUUAAAGGUGACUAGUUGGCAGCACUACCUACCAGCUUCAUUCCCACUCCCACUACUGAACCUCUGAUCUCCAUUUUUCACUCCCUUCUCUCAAUUUCCCCCUUCAAUUCCCCUUCUUUUUCCCACCCCAAAUCCUUCAAUUUCACUUUUCCACCCAUUUUGGAAUGUGGGUUCUUCUGUUUUUCUCCUUUUCUUUGAUUUUCUUUCACUUCUUGGGAUCUGAGUACCCCUGAUUUUGGUAACUCAUUUUACUCUUACCCUUUUCUGUAAUUUCUCUCUUGUGUAAAUUCUUAGUCUGUUUUCUGCUUAAUUCUUGUAUUUUUGUCAGUUGGGGUUGAAUGGUGUAACUAGUUUUAAGUACUUUUGUUUCCGGGUCUGUUCAUUUGAAUUGUGUAUUGGUUUUUUUUUUCCCCACAGAGAUUUUGAACUGCUUUGUGGGUUUUGAAGCAAUGCAGGUUACCUGUUUGAUAAUCUUACUCUUUUUGUUAGUAAAUGUGUUGGGACAGUCUGAUUUUGCUGCACUUUUGGAGCUGAAGAAAGGCAUUAUUAAAGACUCUUCUGGGAAACUUGAUUCUUGGGACUCAAUGUCCUUGGAUUCUGAUGGUUGCCCCAGUAAUUGGUUUGGAAUUGUUUGUGUUAAUGGCCGUGUUACAUCUCUUACUUUCGAUAAUGCCGGUUUAGUUGGUGACUUUGACUUUUCAGCCAUUACUGGUCUCUCUUUACUUCGUAAUUUAUCACUUUCAAACAACCAGUUCACUGGGACUAUUGCGAAAGUUGGUUUGUUUAAGUCACUUGAAUUCUUGGAUCUGUCCCGCAAUAGGUUUCGUGGUACGGUACCUAGUUUGUUGAUUGGUUUGGUUAACUUGGUAUCGCUCAAUUUUUCUUCAAACCAAUUUGAAGGGGCUUUCCCUACUGGUUUUGGGAAACUUGCGGACUUGAAGUAUGUAGACGUGCAUGGUAAUGGCUUCUCGGGGGAUAUCACCGGUUUUUUGUCUCAAAUGGGCAGUGUUGUAUAUGUUGACUUAAGUAGCAAUCGGUUUACUGGUUCGAUGGAUGCCGGAGUUGGGAAUCCGUCUUUCAUUUCCUCUAUUCGGUAUCUCAAUAUUAGCCAUAACCUGUUGACUGGAGUGCUUUUUCCUCAUGAUGGGAUGCCAUAUUUUGAUAGCUUAGAGGUUUUUGAUGCUAGUAACAAUCAGUUUGUUGGCAACAUACCGGACUUCAAUUUUGUGGUCUCCCUACAAACGCUAAUACUUGGAAGAAACAAAUUAUCGGGGUCACUUCCAGAAGCUCUCUUACGAGAUAGGUCAAUGCUCUUGACCGAAUUAGAUCUUAGCCUUAAUGAGCUUCAAGGUCCUGUUGGGAGUAUUACAUCAACAACUCUGAAGAAGCUUAAUAUAUCUUCAAACAAGUUGACAGGCUCCUUGCCCACCAUGGUUGGGCGAUGUGCUGUUAUAGAUCUUAGUAAUAAUAUGCUUUCGGGUGAUUUAUCUCGGAUUCAAAGUUGGGGAAAUCAUGUGGAAGUUAUUCAGUUAAGUUCAAAUUCAUUGACAGGAACGUUAUCAAAUAAAUCUUCUCAAUUCUUAAGGCUUGCUUUAUUGAAUAUCUCCAAUAACUCAUUAGAGGGUGUUCUUCCAACUGUGUUGGGUACAUAUCCUGAACUCGAGGUUAUUGAUUUAAGCCAUAACCGACUUAAUGGUCCUGUCCCUUCUACCCUUUUUCACUCAUUGAAGUUGACUGAUCUUAACCUCUCUGGCAACAAUUUUACCGGUCCUAUACCACUCUAUGAGAGUAUAGAUUCUACGUCAAGUUCUUCUUUGCAAAGUUCAAGCCUGAAAUCUCUUGAUCUGUCACGUAACUCAUUGACCGGUCGCUUACCGGUGGAAUUGAGUAAGUUGAACAGCUUGGUAUAUCUCAAUCUGUCCAAAAAUUAUUUUGAUGGCAUCAUCCCGGAUAAUCUUCCAAAUAGUUUGAAGGGCUUUGAUGUGUCAUUUAAUAAUCUAUCUGGAAAAGUUCCAGGAAACUUGAUGAGGUUUUCUGAUUCAGCAUUUCAUCCAGGAAACUCCUUGCUAAAUUUUCCUUCUUCCCCAUCAACUCCAGGAUAUUUCCCUGGUCUACCGUCAACAAUGCACCGGGCUCGUAUGAAACCAGUAGUUAAAAUCGUUCUCAUUGCUGGCUUGAUCGUGGUUGCUGCAUUUGUAGUUCUUUUUUGUAUUAUAUUGUAUUACAGAGCCCAAAGGCUCGACCGUAGAAGCACUUCCACCAACAAUGCUAAGGAAGGUGCAGUGGAAGAAGCUUCUUCUGUCACUAGUCAAUCUGAAACUGAUAAAAAGAAGAAUGCAUCAAUACCACCAUCUGGUUUUCGUCAAGAUUUCCUGCCACCAUCUCAUCGAGUGGAGAGUCGUGUCGGUGGUGACAUUUGGUCAGUUUCAGACAAGGCUAGAGAUUUUGGCUACCAUGAAUCAUUAGGAAAAGGAGAAGGAAUAUCCUCACCUAUGUCUUUUAUGUCAUCUUCAAAUCCAUCACCUUCAAAGAUGCAACAACAUCUCGAUCAUCCCCGAGCACUAAAAGUUCGCUCUCCUGAUAAAUUGGCUGGGGAUCUACAUCUUUUUGAUGGCUCCUUGAUGUUCACGGCGGAAGAACUUUCUCGUGCUCCAGCCGAAGUUGUAGGGAAAAGUUGUCAUGGGACAUUGUACAAGGCGACACUCGACUCUGGACAUGUAUUGGCUGUCAAAUGGCUGAGGGAAGGAAUGGCAAAAGGAAAAAAGGAAUUUGCAAGAGAAGUGAAGAAACUGGGGAGCAUCAAACACCCAAAUUUAGUUUCCAUCAAUGGAUACUAUUGGGGGCCGAGGGAUCACGAGAAGCUUGUUAUAUCGACUUUUAUUAAUGCACAGUCUUUGGCUUUCUAUCUUCAAGAGAUGGAGAGAGGAGGAGUCUUGCCUUUAUCUCUACCGGCCCGUCUUAAAGUUGCUUCGGACAUUUCUCAUUGUUUAAACUUCUUUCACAACGAGAAGGCUAUCCCACAUGGCAACUUGAAAUCCUCAAAUGUUUUGUUAGAAACUUCGACUAUGAAUGCACGACUUACAGAUUACAGUCUACAUCGUAUAUUAACUCCGGCCGGCACAGCAGAGCAAGUUUUGAAUGCAGGUGCUUUAGGUUAUCGGCCACCCGAAUUUGCAAGCUCGAGCAAGCCAUGUCCAUCAUUGAAGAGUGAUGUCUAUGCCUUUGGAGUCAUCUUGUUAGAGCUCCUAACAGGAAGAAGUUCAGGGGAAAUAGUUUGUGGGAUCCCAGGAGUUGUUGAUCUAACAGAUUGGGUAAGGUACUUGGCCCGAGAAAACCGGUUCGAUGAGUGCAUCGACAAGACAAUUCUGGACCUCGACGAUGACGAAAAGCCACCAAAACAACUUGAAGAUAUGCUUCAGAUGGCCCUAAGAUGCACUCUAUCAGCAGCUGAGAGGCCUGACAUGAAAACUGUCUAUGAAGAACUUUUAGUGAUUGUGCAGUAGAAGGAAAAUCAUGGUACAGAAGCUCUAACUUAAGCUUUUUUUUUUUUGUUUAAAUUGCUAACAUCAUUGUUUUUAUAUCAUCAAUAAGCUGUUGUUUUCUCAAAUUUGCACCAUUUUUGGAGUCGAUCCAAGAUGUAAUUUGUUCUAUAAACUUAAGUUAAUUGCAAGUACAUAGUCCAUAAGUUAUUAGCAGGAGUUGAGUUUGUGUAUACAGUUCAUUAAGGAGUUGGAAUUUAAUUUAGGCCAUUGGUUGAUCUUAAACCUCUCAGUUCCUAAUGAUUAAUUAACAUUAUUUGAAAGUUCCUUUAA